GUACCAAGCAGGUCAUCAGUCUUGUUUUUAAAAUAAGAUGACAACCUCCCUAGACAUUUUAAGUUCAAUGUUGUUAGAUGGAACAAUACAUAACUUAUCCUUCCUUUACUUUUCUUUUUUUUUUUCAAAAUAUUAUUGAUAACUACCACCCAACAUUGAAGCAUUUCACCAAGAAUCGAAACAUCUCCAAGUUCCAAAGAACAGAACAUCAAACUUGCCCCUCAGAAAGCAAGACUUACAUAAGACUCCCGUCGCGAAAUGACGUAGUUUUACACAGCUUGGUAAACUACCCUUGAUAAAGUACUAGGAAACCAAGAAACCCGGGAAUAUCAUUGAUCUCCACCGUCGCGUUGCUGCAACAACUCUUUUAAUAGUUAUUUGCUUUCCCUUUUCCCUUGUUGCUUGUCCCUCUUCUCUCUUUUCCCCUUCUUCCAUCUCAAGGCCUUGAUGGCUGCUAUUGAUACGCCUUGGCUGACACACAUGUCGACCCCGAAAUCUACCUCCCGCGGCGAUGUCGACGGUUCUGCUACAAUAUCCGACUUUCCCCCGACUUACGCUCCUCCAACGUACGCUUCCUUCUCUUCUGCCAACAUAUCGAGUGCUGCCUCGGCUGCGAAGCGAAGGUCGACCAUCCUCGUUCACCAGAAAUCUCCCUUGCUACUUGCCACACCUCCGCAAGUCACACGCGCCCUCGCCUACAGUCAUCCCUUUCUUUUACCUCUGAAUAGGCUAGUAGGGCUGCUGACAUGGACUACUGGAGAUCCGUGGGAGAGUUUCUUACUGUUAGCAGCUUUCUGGGCGGCUGUGCAGUAUGGUGAUGUCGUUAUACGGUUCGCCGGUCCCAUCGUGGUGGUUUUGGGCAUCAUAGGGGGGAUGUACGGGCGGAGAUAUAGCCCACUGUCCAGUAGCGGCUGGGCCGAACAUCCUAGUAUGGUGAACAAGGACAAAGUCUCGAGCACAUCUACCGGAGGGGCUGCAGGCGGAGCUCAUAAGCGCAAUGCGAGUGAGGUUACUAGUACAAGGCAUCAGAAAACGUUGGACGAGAUUGUCGAUACUGUCAAGGUCUUCACCACCCGGUGCAAUAUCCUUCUUGAACCUUUGCUCCAAAUGACCGAUUUCCUCUCUACACAACGGACCGCGACGAGUGCGACAACAAGACCGGCACUUACUACCUUGUUUGUUCGGAUAGUUGCCAUCACUCCUGUUUGGAUCGCCUUGACAUUACCGCCUUUGCGAAUUAUAACAACGAAGAGGGUUGCAUUGACAUUCGGGACCGUGGUACUUACGUGGCACUCGAGGGUCUGCCGUGUAUCCCGAACACUGUUAUGGCGGAGUGCUACGAUACGGAGAUCAGCAAGGUUCAUCACUGGGCUGGAAUUUGAAGAGCCAGCUAAGACGAAGCCCGAAACCGCUACCGACCAGGAACCCGAUACCGUGACAGCUUCCAAAACGAAGCAACCAAGCAAAGCUACCAAGAUAUCGUCAUCGGCCUUGACGGAGGCUCUUAAACGAAGUGGCCGCUCUGGAGUCAAAGACACAGGUGUCCGAUUCACGUUCAUCCUAUACGAAAAUCAGAGACGUUGGGUAAUGCUAGGGUGGACUAAUAACCUAAUGGCCUACGAACGCGCGGCUUGGACGGACGAGCACAACAACCCGGUCCCUCCCAAAGAUGAGUUUGAGCUUCCAGAGGUAGAAGAUGGCCACGCGAAAUGGAGGUGGGUUGAGGAGAGUAAAUGGCGAGUUGACGGCGCACCCGAUUUAGACGAAACAGACUACGAUACAGAAGCGGGUAAAAACGGGUGGAUAUUCUACGAUAAUACGUGGCAGAAUGGUCGUCGGGGUAAUGAUAGUUGGAGUCGGUGGACACGCCGGCGUAAAUGGUACCGCGAUGCUGAGCUGGUCGAGGUCUCGGAAAGCACGCCUUCCCCUCCGCCACCCGAAUUGCCUGCCCGACCCCGUCCUGCUCAAACGCCUAGCCCCGAGGAGGUAGGCACCGCGAUAUUAUCCACCUCUAGUCCAUCAAGUUCAUUAAAUUCCGUGCCUAGCAAGGACAGGUCGAGAGAAGAAGAUGAUGCCGUCUCACUACUGAGCACAUCUUCUAAGUCGAUCAGAUUCCGGUCCUCGCGUCCUUCAAUACGCCGUGGCACUACGAAUGGCACACAUCCGUCUAGGAGGACCAGUGAGACGGCCAGCUUACGUUCAAACAACGAUGACGAAGGGAGCCUUACGCCAGCCCUUGAGCUAGAGAUACAAGGACACCAAAGAGACCAGGGCCAGUGGGGCAUUGGAGACGAGGCUCAAAUGGGCCUUGAGUAGCCGAUGUGGAGAGCUUUUGGUCAAGCCAUUCAAUAUUUAAUAAUUCUGGUAGAUGGACGGUAGCAUUGAGAAGGCGUUUGGGAAGGUAAGAUACCAACUAAAGGCUGUUUUAUACUUAGGCCAUCCAGAGUGUCUUGGGAGCAUGCAGUGAGCAUCUAGCAGCUCACAGUCUUCGCCAAAUAGAUGUGAUACACAUUUUGGGGUUUAAUACGGCAUUAACUCUCAUUUCGUUUCAGCAUGAAGGUAUGUAUUUUAGUGAUGAAUAGUUCGCUUGCCCUAAUUGCAACUCUUCCUGCUUCUCCUGU
This is a messenger RNA of Hypoxylon fragiforme, 2621 nucleotides long. Its product is annotated as Pex24p-domain-containing protein. The coding region runs from base 448 to 2316 and encodes 622 amino acids. Gene Ontology annotation, biological process: peroxisome organization. Gene Ontology annotation, cellular component: peroxisomal membrane. NCBI's taxonomy places the organism in Eukaryota, Fungi, Ascomycota, Sordariomycetes, Xylariales, Hypoxylaceae. The record is from RefSeq and is a predicted model, not a curated record. The transcript is spliced from 3 exons.